Molecule: messenger RNA, 936 nt
Organism: Aedes aegypti (yellow fever mosquito)
Lineage: Eukaryota; Metazoa; Arthropoda; Insecta; Diptera; Culicidae
Product: protein disulfide-isomerase TMX3-like
Exons: 3
Biological process (GO): peptidyl-cysteine oxidation
Cellular component (GO): endoplasmic reticulum
Molecular function (GO): protein disulfide isomerase activity
Source: RefSeq, a predicted model, not a curated record
AUGUUCUAUCUGGAUCUCACUGUUUGACAUCUUCCAUUCAUUGCAGCUUUCAUUCUACAGAAGCAAAGCGUUUAUAUUCUGACAAUAGUUUUGCCUCGGAAAAAUUGCAAGAAUUGCAUUCUGGGUGUUUGAUCCGAAGUUUUUUCCAUUGAAUCUUUUUUGGGCGAGGCAUUGGCCAUGUCAGCUUGAAUAUCUCAUUGAAAUCUCAUUGUCGAAACCGAUCUCAGGAUGUUUUUAUAUCAAUUAAAAUGUUUGAUUUUUCUGGUGCUAGUCGUGUUAGGUGCUAGUUCAGCAGUGGACGGUUCUCGGGUGUUGGAACUAAGCGACCGCUUUCUGGAUGUCCGAAACGAGGGCCAGUGGUUUGUGAUGUUCUAUGCUCCUUGGUGCGCCCACUGCAAGAAACUGGAACCGGUGUGGGCUCACGUCGCGCAAGCUCUCUUCAAUACGAAUAUCCGAGUUGGGAGGGUGGAUUGCACUCGGUUCACUGCCGUGGCCCAGGCCUUCAAAGUCAAUGCCUAUCCAACGAUUUUAUUCAUAAAAGGUCCUUACGAUUACGCCUAUAACGGUGAUCGAACAAAAGAUGAACUGAUACACUUCGUGAAUAGAUUAUCUGGACCACCAGUUCAGCAGGUCACCCGACCGGACAGUAUCGACAUUCUGAAAUCCAACAAUCCCAUAUUCUUCACCUAUGUCGGCAAACAAGAUGGAAUUCUAUGGGAUAUUUUCUACAGUGCAGCGGAAGUCUAUCAACCGCAUAGUUAUUUCUACGCAACUUCAGUGGAGAUAGCCAAGAGACAUUUCGACAUCGAUACCGUACCAGCGGCCUUAGUCUACAAAGAACGAAGUCACUUCUACUUCCCAUACUCGGACAACUUCGAGUUGAUCGAACCUGUUCACCUGAACGAAUCCCUGUUCAGAUGGGUCAAUGAAGAGCGG